This is a messenger RNA of Aureobasidium subglaciale EXF-2481, 2412 nucleotides long. RefSeq lists its product as uncharacterized. Bases 374 to 2251 code for a protein of 625 amino acids. The record is from RefSeq and is a predicted model, not a curated record. The transcript is spliced from 3 exons. NCBI's taxonomy places the organism in Eukaryota, Fungi, Ascomycota, Dothideomycetes, Dothideales, Saccotheciaceae.
CACAACGUGGCCUUCGCUCAAACAUCGUAAUCCUUGCUUGGCCUUGCAAACUAUUCAUCUGUCCGUUCUCCGCGCGACCCUUCGACGUCUGUUUUACUCCAUACUCGCUUCUCGACCCCAUCCCCGACUUGUCCGCAUCUCGACACCGCCGCCAUCACCGGUCAAGCUCCUGCUGCCCACGCUAGGAGUCGCAUUGCCGUCGUCUUUGACCCGCGCCCGACUUGGGUCGACCAUUCAGAGCUGUCGCAGCUAUUCGGACGUGACUCACCCGCACUGGCCUUGUCUUGCGACCAAUCAACUCCAUCCUAGCCCUGUUUGACUCGGCCAACACACGUCCUCAGUCCACCUAGCUGUGCUGCAGCUUCCUUCCAACAUGCCUUCCAAAACCACCACCCACCCCCGCCGCCGUCAGGGCAGUCCCUCAACCACUGCAGCCCUGAUCGACUCGUUCGUCGGCCUGUCGAUUCAAAAGGGAACCACCUUCCACUCGCCAUCCUCAAACAAGUCUGAACUCUUCAAUCCCCUCGACGCUUCCGCCCGGUCUAUGACUACUCGCUCCGUCACAAGUCCCAAAGCCCUCGAAGACCUGCUCAUCGGUGCCGGAGAAAGAAGAGCUGCCGACCUCCUCGCCAAGGUCGACCAAGUCAUUGCCGACAACAACUCCGCUGCUGCUCUCGGAAAACUGCUAGCCGAGCCUGAAGCCUUGCCCAACCCCCGCUGCGUUAUCGGAAACACUGGACUGGGAGACAUUGCUGAAGAACGUCGUGAUAGCCCCAACAAUGCUUAUGACAGUGGUCUGGGUUCUAGCAUCGCCGAUUCUGACGAAUUCGACAACAAGAAAACCAAGGCUUCGUCCAAAGGUAUUGUCGUUCACUUCCCUUUCGUCCCCAUUGUAGGCAGCGCUAAUCGUUGCCUGAAAUCAGGCUCCGCACUGAAGAGAUCCCCCUCUUCGACUUCCAGCUCAUACGCAGACGAACACCUAAGCGAGUUCGCGUGUGAGCAGAUCCACAAGCACAUCGUGAAGCCUAUUCUCAGACAACAGGCUCUCAAGGAUUUCCACCCCCUUGUCAGAGGUGUCCCUCGACGCAUCGGCUCUCGCGAAAUCACCACUCUUCGUGACCUCGAGAAGACCUUGAUCUUCUUGGCUCCCGUAAGUAUUCGCUGCGGCCUUUCUGCCCGCUCACUUGCUUAUUUUCGUGCUAUUUCUCAGGAUUACUCUCGUUCUCCUUCUGCUUAUCUCAACUUUUGCGAAACCUACAUCGACUGCCUUCACACGACUGUCGACAUUGUUCACGAAUCAGAUCAUUGCUCGCCGUCGGAUCGCCCUUACUCCAACAACUACUUUAUUGACUUGGUCGGUCAGAUCCGCAGAUACGCUCAAAUCGUGGCAUCAACCCGUGCAAAGAAGGAACGCGGAGAAGAACUCGACGAGAUGGAUGUUACCUCUGACGAAGUCCUGAGACUGCGGGGAGGUGUGACUCACAACACCCCUGCCCAACUCGUUCGCCACCGUGCUGGUAAAGAGAUCUCUCUUCUCAAUGGUGCUGUCCUUUCGUCUUCUGCAGACGACUCCGUCCUCUCGUCAAAGCGUCCCAACAUGGCAGACUCUUUGGACGAUGACGUUGAGAGGUCCAUGGCACGUCGUAGAAAGGGCGAGCCUAUCAAAACGUACGACUGUGGCUUCGACGGUUGUGACAAAAUCUUCCGCCGUCCUUGCGACCGUACAAAGCACAUGAAGAGUCAUGAGCGUCCCUGGAAGUGUCCUCACACUGACUGCAAGUACCACGACGAGGGCUGGCCCACAGAGAAAGAAUGUGAGCGCCACGUCAAUGACAAACACGCCGAAUCUCCCAUCAUGUACGCUUGCUACUGGUCAACGGUAAACAAUUGCCCAUACCAGUCCAAGCGACUGAGCAAUUGCAAGUCCCACAUGGAGAAGGCACAUGGUUGGGAGUACAUUCGUUCAAAGACUACUGUCAAGAACGGAAAGACCAAGGCAAAGCCUGGCCAGAAGGAGCCUCUGCAACAGCCCAUCAAGCUCAUUGGUGGUGUUGUUGCAGGUACAUCCUCACCUUCAACUUCCUCAGCCUCCGCCUCUGCGUCCAACACCCCAUACAUGCCCACUGAACAGUACACCGUGAGUGAUCAGUCCACUGCCCUCACAUCUCCUCAGGAGUACUCGGUACCUUCCAUGGGCACAGUGCUUUCACUCCUGUCGUCAACAACCCUCUAUACACACCAUCGCUUGUAGAUGAUCGUCGUCUGUCGCACGACUCUUCCUCUGCUAACACUGCACCCAACUCGGCGCUGAUGCAAGGUGAGACAUCCUUUGAUGAUGCAUUCAACCCUCCUACACCCGAGGAUAGUCCACCUCAUGCUACCAACACUGGUUUCAAGCUCGAUCAAGGUUAC